Galdieria sulphuraria is the source of this 678-nucleotide messenger RNA. RefSeq lists its product as uncharacterized. Gene Ontology annotation, molecular function: protein binding. The record is from RefSeq and is a predicted model, not a curated record. The coding region runs from base 118 to 441 and encodes 107 amino acids. The transcript has a single exon. NCBI's taxonomy places the organism in Eukaryota, Rhodophyta, Bangiophyceae, Galdieriales, Galdieriaceae.
AUUGAUUUGUGAAAAAAAUGACACUUUGGCUUUUCCUUUUGAUGCUUGGCGCCUAUAAAUUUCAUAAUAUUACGAUAAUGACAAACACUAUGGAAUGGCUACUUUAUUUUUUAAAAAAUGCCAAUGACUAUCAACGUUUCUUUGAGUGACCUCCCCGAAAGCAUUCUUAUGUAUAUAGCAGGUUUUCUGUGUCUCAAGGACUUUUUCACGCUUUGUUCUGUAUCCAAAAACUUUGCAGACAUAUUCAGUAAAUACUUAAAAACUGGGUCAGACAGAUAUUAUAAUGAGUCUUUUACCUACAAAGCAGGUAUGUCAACCCGAAAGUUGAGUCUUUCCCUCAUGAACAAUUUAGAGGAACGCUAUCCAGAGAACCUUGAAAAAAAUAAGCAACAACUGCUUUAUGCCACUUUAAUAGCUUUGGAAAAGGUACAUUCAAGCUGAGAGGUACCCACUGGCAUCUAAGAUUUAAAUACAGGCUCAUGUGGAUACUUUUCCAAUAUCAUACUUGCCUUAUUCUUUGAAAGUCUUCUUGCACAACCAGCUGAGAGAUGGCUUGUUUCUAGCCGAAAAACUGUUGAUUUCUCGAUAUCUCCUACAUCACUUAGCUAAGGAAGUAAGUAAUGAAAACAACUUGUCUUUCAUCUUGGCUUCAAAAGCUAUAAAUAUUAGAACUCGUUG